Messenger RNA from Ceratotherium simum simum (southern white rhinoceros), 973 nucleotides. RefSeq names its product SWIM-type zinc finger 7 associated protein 1 (gene SWSAP1). Gene Ontology annotation, molecular function: single-stranded DNA binding. The record is from RefSeq and is a predicted model, not a curated record. Gene Ontology annotation, cellular component: Shu complex. NCBI's taxonomy places the organism in Eukaryota, Metazoa, Chordata, Mammalia, Perissodactyla, Rhinocerotidae. Gene Ontology annotation, biological process: double-strand break repair via homologous recombination.
AUGGCGGAGACGCUGAGGCGGGUGCUAAGCCGGGGCAGCGCGGCCGGGUCCGGGGAGAACACAGCCGAGGCUGGGCCGCCUUUGCUGCUGCUCGGCGGUCCCGGCUCUGGAAAGACAGCGCUGCUAUUCGCGGCGGCCCUGGAGGCGGCAGGGGAGGGCCGAGGGCCCGUCCUCUUCCUGACCCGGAGGCCUCUGCAAAGCCUGCCUCGCGGGACGAGGGCAGCGCUCGACCACCUGCGCCUGCAGAAGAUCCGCCUCCAGUACCCACCCUCGACCCGUGAGCUUCUCCGGUUCCUGUGCUCUGCUCAUGAGGCCCGGGGGCCAGCCCCCUCCCUCCUGCUGCUCGAUGGCCUGGAGGAGUACCUAGCUGAAGACCCAGGGCCCCAGGAAGCCGCCUACCUGGCUGCCCUGCUUCUGGACACAGCUGCCCACUUCAGCCACCGAAUUGGGCCUGGUGGUGGCUGUGGGCUCAUUGUGACCCUCCAGACCCAGGAGGAGGGAGACAUUGGGGACGCCCUGCAGCUGUCACUGCUCCAGCGGUAUUUCCCUGCCCAGUGCUGGCUGCAGCCAGAUGCACCAGGCCCAGGACAGCACCGCCUCCGAGCCAGCCUGGAGCCAGGUGGGCUGGGCCCCAGGGCAGAGUGGUGGGUGACUUUCCGACCAGAUGGAGAGAUGACAGUCACCCCGUGGCCUACCCAGGCUGGCGACCCCAGCUCAGACAAGGGUUCAAGCUCUGGAGGGCAGCCUUGAGCUUUGGUAUGUGACAACCUCUCUAUGCCUUGGUUUCCUGUGUCUGGAAUACUUCCCCCAGGGAAAUGUGCAGAUUCCAAGACCUAAAGAAUGUAAAGUGCUUUUUCUCUUUUAAAAGUAGUAUUACUGUGUACAUAUUAUGCUCAAUCAACAUAUUGUUUCGUUUUGCUAUUUUGAACUUUAUAAAAAGAGUUUUGUGAUAAAUGUAAUUUUAUGAGACUUC